Candidozyma haemuli is the source of this 1146-nucleotide messenger RNA. It is a transcript of the gene LAC1, whose product is annotated as Lac1p. The transcript has a single exon. NCBI's taxonomy places the organism in Eukaryota, Fungi, Ascomycota, Pichiomycetes, Serinales, Metschnikowiaceae. Gene Ontology annotation, molecular function: sphingosine N-acyltransferase activity. Gene Ontology annotation, biological process: ceramide biosynthetic process. Bases 1 to 1146 code for a protein of 381 amino acids. Gene Ontology annotation, cellular component: membrane. The record is from RefSeq and is a predicted model, not a curated record.
AUGGCUUCCCAAUACUCCUCCUCGUGGCAGGAAGUCAUCGACAAGAAUCAGAUCCCCCUCUCGAGGAACUUUCUUGUUGGGCUCCAUUUGACACAUUUCCUAAGCACACGGUUUGCUCCAAAUGUCACACAUUAUACACAGAAAUUCUUCCAUCUACAAUACUUUAUCGAGAGAAAGGAUUCCCAAAACAUAUAUGACAUUGGUCUUGACGAUGCGUACUAUGUGGUAACGUGGGUGGUGCUUCUCACCUUUUUCAGAUCCUUCCUUAUGCAAUGGGCAUUCACUCCAUUCGCCAAACACGUCUGUGACAUACAUUCGAAGAAAGCAAAGAUGAGGUUCGCCGAGCAGAGCUGGGCUGUCACCUACUACUGCUUCUCCUUCGCAUUUGGUCUUUACAUCUACCGCCAUUCGCCCCAUUGGCACAGUCUCGACAACAUAUACAUCGGCUGGCCCCAUUACCGGAUGCCUUCGUUGUUCAAGAAGUACUAUCUUGUCUCGAUUGCUUUCUGGUUACAACAAAUUGUCGUGCUUAAUAUUGAAAAAAAGCGGAAAGACCACUUCCAGAUGUUCAGCCACCACAUCAUCACCGUGGCUCUCGUCUUGGGCUCCUAUUACUACUACUACAAUAGAAUCGGCAACAUGAUUUUAAUGCUCAUGGAUUCGGUCGAUAUUUUCUUGUCCACAGCGAAAGUCUUGAAGUAUUCUGGCUGGCAACGCUCAUGCGACAUGAUGUUCGUUCUUUUCCUCGUGUCAUGGGUCGUCUUACGCCAUGGUGUUUACAACUACUUAUACUACCAUGCCUGGGUCAAAUCCAGGGACUUAAUGUUUGACAGUCAGUGCAUUCCAGGCAUCGUACAGAAGAGAUGCUGGACAACUACUAUCGUUAAUGUGUUUUUAGCGCUUCUUGGUGGCUUACAGAUAAUUACUUGCCUCUGGAUGUUCGCUAUUUUGAAGGUUUUAAAUAAGGUGAUUCACGGCGAUAGCGCCGAUGAUGUCAGAAGUGACGCAGAAGAUUCAGAUGAAGAGGUUGAGGUUGAGAGCGAAGGUGAGCGCAUCGAAACAGAAACCCCAGAGACUACAGAUGAAGACGUCUCUGAAAAAGUUGCACAGGAUAUCACAACCCGCAUUCAUGAGGUACUGACAUGA